AUGGUUUAUGAACUGGAGUUUUGUUUAUCGCUUUCCUUGUCUGCCGAUCUGUGUCUCGCUUUCCACCCGCAUUCUACCUCAUCUGCUCCUGCGUUGCUCGCGGAAUUAACUGUUUGCCCUGUUGUUGUUGUCGUCCGUCGUCUCGCUUUCAUUACUUGUCCGACACUUCCGUUAAGUAGGGCACCAAGAACCGCGCAAAUCAUCACUGAACUUUACGCUACCUAAUU
Strongylus vulgaris is the source of this 227-nucleotide messenger RNA. The record is from the annotation of a GenBank genome assembly. Lineage: Eukaryota; Metazoa; Nematoda; Chromadorea; Rhabditida; Strongylidae.